Molecule: messenger RNA, 1528 nt
Organism: Harmonia axyridis
Lineage: Eukaryota; Metazoa; Arthropoda; Insecta; Coleoptera; Coccinellidae
Product: lipase 1-like
Exons: 7
Coding region: 153-1358 (401 amino acids)
Biological process (GO): lipid metabolic process
Molecular function (GO): hydrolase activity, acting on ester bonds
Source: RefSeq, a predicted model, not a curated record
AAAACAAUUGUUUUAUGAAUAUCAAUCGCUCGGUAUAACUACGGUAGUACACCCAUGUCUGUGAUGUAGAUUACGCAGUUUUGUGCAUACGGUUGAAUCCGCUUAGCUUUCGACCAGGGCGGUCGGACGGAAGUGUUUUCGAUAUUUCCGAGAUGCAAUUGUUAUUUUUCAUUUUCCUAUAUUCCUUUCUUUCUCUGGCUGAACGAAGUGAAGGGCAAGGCCACACAUUGCAUCCGGAUACAUAUUUGACCAUUGAGGAGCUAAUCCAGAGGUAUGGAUACCCGGUAGAAGUUCACGAGGUUACUACUGACGAUGGCUACAGGCUCACAAUGUAUCGUAUACCUCAUGGUCGGUAUGGAUCAGGUGUGAACCGAAAACCAAUUCUCCUCAUGCACGGUCUUUAUGGACAGUCCGAAAAUUACGUUGUUGCUGGAAUGAACAACGCAAGCUUGGCGUACUUCUUGGCUGAUAAUAAUUUCGAUGUUUGGCUUGGAAACACCAGAGGAACACAACAUAGUAGAAAACAUAGCUACAUAGAUCCCAAUGUGAAAAGAUUCUGGGAGUUCAGUUACCACGAGAUCGGAAUAUACGAUCUUCCCGCUAAAAUAGAUUAUAUAUUGGAAACUACUAAGAAGAAGAAGAUAUACUACGUCGGACACUCGCAAGGAGGAACUAGUUUUUAUAUUAUGACUUCUGAAAGACCAGAAUACCAGGACAAAAUCGUAGUAGCCUCUUUGAUGGCACCAGCUGGCUUCAUGGGACACUUCCGCAAUCCUGUGCUUUUUCCUCUAGCAACAAUAUACCGAGGAUUUAUGCGGAUUGCAGAUUCGAUAUUCUACGAACUACCUCCUAGGACUAUACCAUUACCAGCUUUUCUGAACUUCAUAUGUCAGGAAAGCCUUCUAAAUGAUCUCUGCUUGGCCAUUUACCAUGUAAUCAUUAAUGGUGGUGAUUCUGGAGAGUUUAAUAAGAGGAUGCUUCCCCUCAUCAUGAGAUUCAUUCCAACUGUUUCAUCAAGACAACCACUCCAUUACGCCCAAGCUAUUACGUCUGGUCGCUUUAGGAGAUGGGACUAUGGACAAGAUAAUAAUAUGGCACGUUAUAGAGCACCAGAACCCCCAGACUAUAAUUUAAAAAAUAUAACAGUUCCUAUUGCAAUAUACUAUAGUUACGGUGACAACUUAGUUUAUGCGAAGGAUAUAGAUCAUAUCUGUGGAAUUCUUCCAAACGUUGUGAAGAAACAUCUGAUGCCAAAUCCGAAAUGGACUCAUCUCGACUUCAUCUUCGCUAAAAACGGACAAAAGCUGUUACACAAGCCGAUAGUGCAAUUUCUAGAGAAAUUUGACAAAUAUAACUAAGUACCGACCUGUAAAUAAUUGUGUUUGUUACUUGAAAAUGAGUGAUUCCUUAUUUCAACCUCAGAGUAGAUUGUUUCAAAUUUACUACUUGUGAUAUAAAAUUUUCAUUCAAUUGAUUUCAUGGGAAAUUCUUGAAUUAAAUUGAAAAUUUAAUAAAUAUAUGGAAAAUA